CGGGGCACACGUGACGCCAGUCGCGCCCAAGCAGCGCCCCCUAAGAGCAGUGCGCAGGCGUGCGCAGGCGCGCUGGGCAGAGGAGGCGGCGAUGGCGGGGGUCGAUUCCCCACGGCGACUCGCGAUGGGGCGGCGGGCGUUGCUGCUGGUCGUGCUGUGCGCGGUGGGCGUUCGGGGGCUCUACUUCCACAUUGGCGAGACCGAGAAGCGCUGCUUUAUCGAGGAAAUCCCCGACGAGACCAUGGUCAUCGGGAACUACCGCACUCAGAUGUGGGACAAGCAGAAAGAGGUCUUCCUGCCCUCGACCCCCGGCCUGGGCAUGCACGUGGAGGUGAAGGACCCUGAAGGCAAGGUGGUGCUGUCCCGGCAGUACGGCUCCGAGGGCCGCUUCACCUUCACUUCCCACACCCCCGGGGACCACCAGAUCUGCCUGCACUCCAACUCCACCAGGAUGGCGCUCUUCGCUGGUGGCAGACUGCGUGUGCACCUGGACAUCCAGGUGGGGGAGCAUGCCAACAAUUACCCUGAGAUCGCGGCGAAGGACAAACUGACGGAGCUGCAGCUCCGAGCCCGCCAGCUGCUCGACCAGGUGGAGCAGAUCCAGAAGGAGCAGGACUACCAAAGGUAUCGUGAGGAGCGCUUCCGUCUGACCAGCGAGAGCACCAACCAGAGGGUCCUGUGGUGGUCCAUCGCUCAGACCGUCAUUCUCAUCCUCACAGGCAUCUGGCAGAUGCGUCACCUCAAGAGCUUCUUUGAGGCCAAGAAGCUGGUGUAGUGUCCUCCCCGUGUGACCCUUCCCUCUCACCGCGGUUAUUUGGUUCUUACCCCCCUGGCUUGUGAGGGGAAAAAGGGAAAAAGAAUACAGACCACAUUGGUUCCCUGUAACAAAGCGUCCCAAUCAGCCACUUGUUAACACUGGUUCUCAAGGACAUAGGACAUUGGUCCGAGAUUUCAGAAAUGUCCUGGGGUUUGUGCACAGUCAGAACCGACCCCGAGCUACAUCUUGCUUCUUCGGCCUCCACUGACUUCCUCUCCAUCCUGUCGCAAAACGAGCAGAUGACCAGUCUGUCCCGUGACUCGUCUUCGUCUGCCCACGCAGUGGGCGCCGGACAUGCCCUCCCGAGGAGGCCCGCCUCCCUGACCCCUGCCAGCCCUGGGUUCACUCAGCGGCUCUGUGAAUGUAAAUACGGGGCCGAGGCCCUAGAGGAUUGAAAAGUUUUUCUAUGUAUUAGAACUAUUUUUUGAUAAAUUAUAUAUUUUCCUUCCUAGUUGAAGUGCUGCUGCCUGUGUGACUAGCUGAACACCAGAGCAGCCUGCCCGCGUUCUGAGUUCCCACGUUUUUGGUGACCGCUGUGGCAGCUCUCGGAGUUCAGCGGUCUGUGGGCCAGGAAGCAGGCGUCCCAGCUGCGGUCCAGGCUCACCCGAGGGCCGAGCAGAGACCCCCUGGGACACCCGAGGGCUCCAUCACGGGGCCUCGGGAAGAGCGCGGGCGUGACAGCACGCACAGGGCAGGGCGCUGCAGCCCUCCCACUUCCCUUGCCCUUUAUUUAAGCUGUGGUGACUGUUUUCAUGGAACCAGGGUGGGUUCUUCACACAGACUGUUCCAGUGAAAUAAAAUGUGUUGUACUAGC
Messenger RNA from Phyllostomus discolor (pale spear-nosed bat), 1631 nucleotides. It is a transcript of the gene TMED4, whose product is annotated as transmembrane p24 trafficking protein 4. The record is from RefSeq and is a predicted model, not a curated record. NCBI's taxonomy places the organism in Eukaryota, Metazoa, Chordata, Mammalia, Chiroptera, Phyllostomidae. The transcript has 5 exons. Gene Ontology annotation, cellular component: COPII-coated ER to Golgi transport vesicle; endoplasmic reticulum; Golgi apparatus. Bases 92 to 775 code for a protein of 227 amino acids. Gene Ontology annotation, biological process: endoplasmic reticulum to Golgi vesicle-mediated transport; Golgi organization; intracellular protein transport.